ACGCCUUGGAUGAAAAAGGUUUCCACUUGCUGCUUGAAAGCCAGUUGGGAGGAUGGCAAGCAAACUUCCCUGGGCAGGGAGUUCCAUAGUUCCAAGAAGGCUCCCUGUUUGUUUUGCCACCUUCUUACACUUCCCGCAGUGGUAUUCCAUAAGUGAGCGAUCUCCGGGCAUUUACUUGAGGUUUCCAGGCUGUUUGGAAGUCCAGGAGAUGCCGUGCUAGAAACUUACAAAGCAAACCUUGCCCCCUCCUGUUCCACCCUCCACCAGGACCUCCCUGCCUUGCUGGAAGGGCAGGAGGGGCCCUUGUGGAAUGCCAAAUAUUCCCUCUUCACUGGGAGGGGCACUUCCUUUGAUAAACCCAGCUUCUGUGCCAGCUCUGGCGAAAGAGACAAUUCUUAGCCCUUCACUGUGGAGCUUUCAAAGCAGACAGGGGUUGUGUUAAUGGGUAAUGGGAAAGUAUUCCUUAAGUUUGCUUGAUGUGUGGCUUCCUUUGCAGAAAGCAGCCUUUGCCAACCUGGUGCCCUCCAGAUGUUUUGGGACUGCAGCUGUGCUGGCUGGUGGGAGUUGUAGUCCAGGCUGGCAAAUGCGGUUGGGCACGAGAGAAAGCACAUGGCGUGGAAGAUGGUUGGGUGUGGUAUCUUCUGAGGCGCAAUGCAAGACACCUGUGAGAGCCUCUUUCAGCUAUGUGGCCAUGGUGGAAGUCCAGCUAGAUGCUGACCACGACUACCCACCGGGGCUCCUGAUCGCCUUCAGUGCCUGCACGACGGUGCUGGUGGCCGUCCACCUCUUCGCCCUGAUGGUCAGCACCUGCAUCCUCCCAAACAUCGAGGCCGUCAGCAACGUCCACAACCUCAACUCGGUCAAGGAGUCCCCCCACGAGCGCAUGCACCGCCACAUCGAGCUAGCCUGGGCUUUCUCCACCGUCAUUGGGACUCUGCUCUUCCUGGCCGAAGUGGUCCUCCUCUGCUGGGUGAAGUUCCACCCGUUGAAGAAGAAGAGCCCCCUCGAAGGCGGGAAGCCCAGCAACGUCACUGAGGGUUUCUCUGCCGGCGAGGCUGCUGCCAUCACCUCGACCUCCAUCAUGGUUCCCUUCGGGCUGAUUUUCAUAGUGUUUGCGGUCCACUUCUACCGGUCGUUGGUAACUCACAAGACAGACCGCCAGUUCCAGGAACUGAACGAACUGGCCGAGUUCGCGCGGCUCCAGGAUCAGCUGGACCACAGAGGCGACACCCUCCCGCCUCCGGGCAGCCAUUUUGCAUAGAUACUCAAACUAUGAAAAUUGUUUUUUGUUGUUUUGUUUUUUAAAGCCAGCCCAAAUGUUUCUACUGUGCUCUCUGGACUCCCUUCUUCGUGAAUUUGGCUGGCCUGGAAAGACAGAUUAGUAGUACCGCAUCCUAGCUCUCUAGUGCUUUUAAAAAAAUAACAGUAAUGAUUCAAUGGGCUGUUCUUGCAGUGUUUUGAAGGACUGGCACCCGGAGGUUCAGGUGCUGGAGAGAGGACUUCGGAAUCUCUCCUCCUGCCACCUCCUGUCCUGUGGUCCAGAUCCUUGUCUUUUGACGCUGAUUCAUCAUGAGGGGAAAUGGACAUUCUGUGCUGUCAGGUUGGGGGGUGGGCCUGUGGGGAGAAGGGAGGAAGUUAAGAAGUUUGUAAGGAAGUGCAGCAUUUUACUUUGACAUGUUUAGUAACUAGCAUUUGAGGGGGGGAUUGUUUGCUUGUCAGAUUCAUGUUGCGACAACCUGAAUUCAAACCUGCUUGAGAGAAUCGAGGAGCAAUCUUUUGUUUUUGGCGUGAUCCUGGGUUUCUUAAAACCCCGGGAGACAAGUAAGAAGUGGACACAGAGCUGUGUAGGCAACAUCUCCCUGGAGGACAGAGAAGCUCUUAGCCAGAAAAUUCAGUUUCCAAGUACCAUGACUUUUGAGAGAGAGAGAGAGAGAUUUCUAGGCUGCAGGAUGAGCACCCUAUUUAACUCUUCAGUUCACUUGAGUUGAAGCAGAAUUGAAUAGGAGAAACUGAGCACAUUGGCUUUAAGUUAGCAGGAUUUAUACAGUAAUUGGCGUUCUUUCCUGAAAAACAUGGGUCAUCUUUGAACACAUUUUGGCUUUUGUUUGUUUUAAAUAUAUCCAGCUCAUUUAUAUUCCAGGCCAGCACAUCCUAACCGUACUUACCUUUGAGUGAGCCUCUUUGAACAUAAUGAGCUUACUUGCACACAAGCAUAGAAGAUUGUAGAACAGGGAUGGAGAGACCUGGCCCUCUGGCUCUUUACUGGGUUCCAGCUCCCAUCAGCCUCAGCCAGCACGGCCCAAUGGUCAGGAAGGAUGAUGGGAGUGGGAGUCCAGUGACAUCAUCAGGAGGCCCCCAGGCUCCCACCCCACCCCUGGGUUAUUGGGGAAAGUAAGAGUGAUCCUGACCCCACCCCCAACCCCAGGUUAGAAUGGAGAAUACCAUGGCAGCAAGAGCGCUGUCCCUGGGGCAGAAGUUAAUUGUUCCCUUCAUUAAUGCAUUUGCAUUUUGGAAGUGCUCCAAAUUCCUUUUGAGUCUUGUUGCUUGGAGGUUUUGUUAUGCUAGAACUUUUAUACAGGACUCUUGCAGUGGCAGCUACUAAUGGCAUCACUUCACCACCACGGCAGCUGCGCUGCAAAUAUCAACCAUUUUCACUGCCUUGGUUAAAAUAGCCUUGGCAAACUGGUUCUGUUUCUGUAGUGUGUGCAGACCCUUGGUCCUGUGCUUCCCACCCGUAGACCCAAGGCCCUUGUUUUACUUUGGGAGAAAGUGUGUUUGGCUUACGAGCGUUCUUCUGCCUGUUCCUGAGGGCCAGGUUCAGUUCCCAGCAUGGCUUCCCUGGGAACACUAUAACCCAGAAUUGAACACUGUUGUUGUGAGUCAUUUUGGGGAUUUGAAAUGCAGUGUUUAAUUUAAAGCAAAGAAGUAAAUGCAGGAAACUGCCUUGUCACUGGCCAGAGUAGUUUUCAGUUUAGCCCAGUGUGGCCCCCACUUCCUGGCGGCAGCUCUCCAGAGUCCCAGGGUUUCAAACAGAAGUCUGUGCCAGUCCCAGAUGGCGGGGAUUGAUGCUCUGCCACUGAGCUAAGGUCCUUCCUUUGGACCUAUAUACAUGGUGCUUUAGAGAGCCCUGGGUGGGCAGGCCCCUUUGCCACGGGGCUAUUCAGCCCAAAACAGGCAUGGGGAAACAGCAAGGAAGACAUAAAGGAGGCCAUGGUAAACAGGAAGAAAAUAUGAAUAUGUGAUUGUUUCUGUUGCACAUACUUGGUUACGGUAGGUAUUGUGGGUUGUUCCCAAAGGUUUGGCUUAACCCCCUGAUGACCCACAGCAACCUUCGCUAACAUCUGGUGCCUUCCAGAUGCGGUUGGACUGACAUCUGGGUGAGGGUGGAGGCUGCCUGUACAGGAUGGAUCCCUUGUCAGAUUCUGCCUAAAGCAAUUCCUUAAAACCUUUUUUCCAGAGGGACCCAUGUUCAUGGAUUGGCAGCAAAGCAACAAACGGUGUUGUAGCUGCCUAAAGCAACCAACACAUUUAUUAUGACAGAAGCUUCCAGGAACUGCAGUCGGCCUUCCUCAGAUGCAAACCUGCUGUUUGCUUUGGUGUGUGCUGUGCCCUUUGAGGGCAAGAGGGAAGGAAGACAGUGGAUGUGCUUUGUCCUCUCUCUCUCUCUCUCUCUCUCUCUCUCUCUCUCUCUCUCUCCCCCCCCCCCAAUUUACUGCUGGACUUAACAGGGUUUGCACUUUGAAGUGGAAGUGUGGUGUUAAAAUUGCUGCUGGACUAUCUGGGACUAAUUAACUGCUGUUUAUUUCUGCCUGGGAUGCUUGAAAGACAGUUCUAAGUGGGUCUGGACCAGCUCGUCAGCGUUGCUGUCAUCCAGUCUGAAGAAAUCGGGGAGUUCCACUUUUCUUUUUGGGUCUCUUUUUUUUUCUCCUCUUCCGAAGUGCCUGGCAUUUCCCCUCGGCACCUGAGGAUACAGGGUGGCUCCUGCUUUGGCAGUUUAUUCCCGCAGCAGGUUAACUUGCAGAAGUGAAGCACUUUUACUACUGAAGUGAACGCUGGAAUGAAGCUGCCCUCCAGAGACCGUUGGACUACAGUCGGGGAUAAUGGGAACUGUAGUAUCUAGAAGGCAUCAGGUUGAGGGAGGAAGUAACUACAGAUGUUUCUAGACCAUUCACUUGGCUCCAGAAGUGAAUAUAUAUUAAUUUUUUUAAUAUCUUGGGGAAAUGUUUGGAUCAACAAAUGGUUCCGAAAUGAGAGUACCUAAUUUAUAUAUCAUUUAUAUGCCACUCUUUAAAAUAAAAAUAAUAACGAGCGAAUCAGAUUCUAAUCUGUAAUUUGGCGAAGGGAAUCUGGCCCUCUAGAUGCUGCUUGGUUACAGCUGCCCUGUCCAUUGGGCAUUCUGGCUGGGGCUGGCAGGAGUUGGAGUGCAUCCGCAUCUGGAGGGCCACAUGUACCCCUUCCCUGCAGUAAGGACCGUGGGUGGAAUCUGAAAUCUACUAGCUGUUUUUUUUCUUUUCUUCCUUAUGCAACCUCUUCUGUGGUGUCUUGGAAAAUAUUUUCAGGUUCUUUAGGAACAUUAAUCUUUUGGAACUGAUGUGCGUUUACUUCUGGCACAUUGAAGUCUCUCUGUAUAGAAGUGUUUAUCAAGAAGGCUUUGAAAUGUA
This is a messenger RNA of Podarcis muralis (Common wall lizard), 4661 nucleotides long. RefSeq names its product calcium release-activated calcium channel protein 1. Gene Ontology annotation, biological process: store-operated calcium entry. Gene Ontology annotation, molecular function: store-operated calcium channel activity. Lineage: Eukaryota; Metazoa; Chordata; Lepidosauria; Squamata; Lacertidae. Gene Ontology annotation, cellular component: membrane. The record is from RefSeq and is a predicted model, not a curated record.